Molecule: messenger RNA, 3516 nt
Organism: Penicillium cinerascens
Lineage: Eukaryota; Fungi; Ascomycota; Eurotiomycetes; Eurotiales; Aspergillaceae
Exons: 4
Coding region: 1-3516 (1171 amino acids)
Cellular component (GO): cytoplasm
Molecular function (GO): ATP binding; ATP-dependent chromatin remodeler activity
Source: RefSeq, a predicted model, not a curated record
AUGGAGGACGAAGUCAAAGACUUGUUGGAAGAUCUGGACCUACAGACCCUUAUCCAUGCUGAUCUUCGGGAGAACCGACCUGAUGACAGUUUCGCUAUAGCGGAGGCUGCUGACAAGAUCAAGGAUCUGGAAGCCCAGGUCGCUCGGCUACUGGGUCAGGAAGAACCGGCUGCGGCUCCACGGACUCCCCCGGUGCCCAGAGUUGAUUACCCUGGUACACCGGCACCUGCGGCCACUCCAGAUGUUUCUCGCCACUCGUCCUCGGCUGCCCGUGGACAUCAUCGUCCUUCCUACAAUCUGGCUGUUUCUCCCUUGAGACCUGCUUCGCAAGACCGGGGUGGAGAUCCUCUGUCUGCCCCGCACUGGCCUUCCUCUGCCCCUUCUCCCUUUGGGGUUGUAUCCAAUCGGCCUGGACUACCUCUAACUAAUCCCUUGACUGCGCCUCGCAAGCGACCUCGGCAGGACUCAUUCGGCUCGUUGGCUCCUGCACAGACAUCGAAACGGGCGGUUUUUGACAACAGCAGAUCUCGAAUGGCUAAAAUCGAUGAAAGUAUGGAGACACAGCUAGUUCAGAACCGUCAAAUUUAUGAGGAUUUGCUAGGAGACGAGAAUGUGCAAUUCAUGGUGAACACGGAAAAUAUGUCGGAAGAGCAGGCUCGCGAAAAGAUCCUAAAGGACCGAGAGGAAAGUGAGCGAGAAAUCAGACAGCAGUUCCAGUUGGAAAAAGAUGGGGAACUUGCUCGACUUUUGCAGGCACAGCAGUAUGAGUCGAGUGAUGAUGAACGCGAGUUUUACCGGCGCCCUGCACCUAACCAGCUGGGUCAUGUCACUUCACCAUCCACAUUCAGUCCACCUGGUCGAACUUUGCCACGGCCAAUGUACAACCUCCCCGACCGAACCCAUCUCAGUGGGCCUUCGAAUGGCUUUUCGAAUAUGGGAGAGUUGAUGAAUCAUACCGAUCGCAAUAGGUUUGACUUUUCUUCCAAUCCUCCAAUACCGAUGCUAUCGAGGGGCGAGACGGGGCAUUUCCUACCGACGGAAGAUUUUGGUGCUCCAAUACCGACGCCAUGGCGGACGCCUCACAUACCUACAAGCAAUUUCGAUGAUGAUCUCCAAGAAAUCUCUCCGGACUAUUUUCACUCCCGGGUUGGAGAUCUGCUCCGUUUCGGUCCUCCGGCCAUGCCUGGCAGACAUCUUCCGUGGAUGCAUGAGCCCGAUCCUCGCGUGCGUGACAUAUACAUGCGUGACCCAUACAUGCGUGAUCCGAAUGCCGUGGGAAAAGCCAUGGAGCUGGUCCGUGACCAGGUGGACCUGGAUAUGGAUGACGAAGACUUAGUCCGCUAUGAGGAGAAAGACUUCCCCCAAGACAUCAAGAACCUGAUUACCGGCAUCAAGGAUAUUCGCGAUGCUACAAAGGCAGACAAAGACGACACGCCAAGCGGCCUUAAGGUGACACUGAUGAAGCACCAAAAGAUCGGGCUGGCCUGGAUGAAGGCCAAGGAAGAGAGCAGUCACAAAGGCGGAAUUCUCGCGGACGAUAUGGGCCUGGGCAAAACAAUCCAGGCCAUCGCUCUCAUGGUGGCUCGUCCAUCAACAGACCCUGAGCGACAUCCCGUUCUUGUUGUAUGUCCCAAAGCUCUCAUGGACCAGUGGCGAUUAGAGAUUCAUCGUCACGUCCGGCCCGGUAACGACCAGUUGUCUGUGUUCAUUUUCCACGACAAACAACGAAAUGCUCCAUGGAGAGAACUGAAAAACCAAGACGUCAUUAUCACAACGUUCGGUACGCUGACUGCCAACUUCAAGCUGAUGCUCCAUGCAGAGAAACUUGAGCACGAGGGCAAAGACGCAAGCGUGGUGAAGAAGAUUAAAGAACAGGCCACUCUCUAUCUUCCAAACAGCAAAUUCCAUCGAGUCAUCGUAGACGAGGCUCAGAAUAUCAAGAAUCCCUUGGCAAAAUCGACCAAGGCUUGCUCCCGCAUCAAUGCCACCUAUCGCUGGUGCUUGACCGGAACACCCAUGAUGAACCGACUCGAGGAUUUCCAGUCUCUGCUGGGAUAUCUCCGGAUCAGACCUUACAAUAACAAGGACAAAUUCAGGAGUACCUUCGUUCGACCGAUUAAAUCGGGGGGAGGAGGAGGUGAACAGGCGAUGGCCCAACUGCGCGUCCUCGUCAAGUCCAUAUGUCUUCGGCGCACAAAGGAAUCCAAGAUUGACGGUGAACCGAUUCUCCAACUUCCGCCCAAGGUUAUCGAACAGGUGCAUGUUGUGUUCAGUGAACAUGAGCAACAGAUGUACACGACUCUCAAUACCAACACGCAGAACCAAGUCACCAGAUACCUCAACGCCGGUACCCUGGGGCGGAACUACAGUCAUGUCCUGGUACUUCUCCUACGACUGCGACAAGCGUGCUGCCACCCUCACCUCAUGCAGGGGUAUAACGCCGAGCCCGCUACGACUGUCUCAGGUGUGGACCUGAUCGCCAACGCAAAAAUGCUGACCUAUGAAGUCGUGAGCCGUAUCAAGAACAGCGAAGAAGAGGACGACGGCACCUGUCCCAUUUGCAUGGACAGUGUUGGAAAUGCCGUCAUCUACAUUCCGUGCGGUCACUCCGUGUGCUCCGAAUGUUUUGCCCGCAUCUCCGAUCCCACAGUUCUGGCUCGUGAUGAUACAUCCGGCCUGAUCAAAUGCCAGAACUGCCGUGGCCCAGUCGACCCUGCUAAGAUCACCGAUGUGAACUCGUUCAAAAUAGCUCAUGAUCCAGACGCCGCGCCACAAGAUACUACUACUACUGCUGCUGCUGCUGCGGAAGAGACAGAGCAGUCCUCAAACUCAGAUUCGGACGAUGAUGAUUCUGACACCUCAACCGACGGAACAGCCAGGAGGCCCAAGAAAGUCUCGCUGGCCGAGCUCCGCCGGGCAGCCCAAAAGAACAAGCGCGAGAAAAGGAAAUACCUCCGCCGCUUGGAAAAAACCUGGGUUCCCAGCGCCAAGAUCGACAAGGCCACCGAGAUCCUGCAAGCCAACGAAGACAGCGGCCGCGGUGAGAAGACCAUCGUCUUUAGCCAGUUCACCUCCCUUCUGGAUCUGUUGGAAGUGCCCAUCAACCGACGCGGCUGGAAGUACGUGCGCUUCGAUGGCACGAUGAACAUCGCCGACCGCAACGCCUCCGUGGCUGCAUUCACCGAUGACCCGGACGUUAGAAUCAUGCUCGUCUCCCUCAAGGCCGGCAAUGCAGGUCUGAACCUCGUUGCCGCGUCGCAUGUUAUCCUGUUCGACCCAUUCUGGAACCCUUAUGUCGAGGACCAGGCUAUUGAUCGUGCCCACCGUAUCGGUCAGAGGAGAGAUGUAUUCGUGCACAGGCUGCUGAUUGAGAAUACUGUCGAGGAUAGAAUCGUCGAGCUUCAGAAUAAGAAGCGGGAGUUGAUUAGUGGUGCUCUCGAUGAGGGUGGCUCGUUCAAUGUGUCCCGCUUGGAUACUCGGGAGCUGGCCUAUCUCUUCGGCGUGCGCCACGACUGA